Ceraceosorus guamensis is the source of this 1053-nucleotide messenger RNA. RefSeq lists its product as hypothetical. Gene Ontology annotation, cellular component: mitochondrial membrane. The transcript has 4 exons. The record is from RefSeq and is a predicted model, not a curated record. Gene Ontology annotation, molecular function: 1-acylglycerophosphocholine O-acyltransferase activity. Gene Ontology annotation, biological process: cardiolipin acyl-chain remodeling; inner mitochondrial membrane organization. The annotation marks the transcript as partial. Lineage: Eukaryota; Fungi; Basidiomycota; Exobasidiomycetes; Ceraceosorales; Ceraceosoraceae.
UUGAUUUUAGCAACAAUUGCUCUCUUCUCCAGAGGCUUCUUGUCGAGACCAUGGGCGUCCAGCGUGGAAAUCAAGGGCAUGGAAAGAUUUUUGGACAUCCUGUACGACGACAGACGGCGGAAAGAUGGCAGGGGAAUCCUGACGUACGCCAAUCACAUUUCUGUAAUGGAUGAUCCCACAAUCUUUGGCAAGCUGCCUUUCAGCACCUUUCAGCGACAAGAGACCACGCGCUGGACUUUGGGCGCAGCGGACAUUAUGUUCACCAAUGCCCUUUUCCGGUACUUUUUCACGCACGGUCAGGUGUUGUCCACCGAUCGAGGGCGAGGGGUGUUUCAACCUUCGAUAGACACAGCAAUAGACAAGCUCUUGACGGGCCAAUGGGUGCAUAUAUUCCCCGAAGGUUAUGUCAACAUGUCCCGCAAGGCCAUCUGUCGCAGGUUCAAGUGGGGCAUUGGAAGACUGCUGCUCGAAUCUCAUCGAGAACAGACGCCAAUCGUGAUACCCAUCUGGAUCGAGGGGCUGGACGCCAUGAUGCCUGAACCUAGAAAUCACCCGAGAUGGAUGCCCAGACCGGGUGCAAACAUCAAAAUCACUUUCGGCGAUCCUGUAGAAUCUACGCUAGGGCCAUUGCUCCCAUCCAAGGCAUCAGCAUCGCGAACACCGUCAUCGCCGAUUUCCUCAGAUCAAGCUGCAAGCACUGUGUCGAUGUCCGACUCGCGUUCUAUCUCGCGCGCAAGCGGCUCUUCGGUGUCAGACGACAUUUCUUCCUUCUCUUCGUCCAUAGACACCGAUUACCCAGCGCCAACAUCGGACAAGUAUCCCCCACCCACUCCGCUAGCUCCUCCGCCGCCUGGCGGCUACGCUUUGCCACAAGCAGGCAGUCGGUCCCAUAAUUCUUUAGCUUCCGGAGCAGAUCAGCCCGAAGCCAGGUUGCUUCGCAGCCGGCUGGCUGCAGCACUUAGGGCUCGCUUACUUCAGCUAGGCGAGAAGAGCGCGGGCAAGGAAUUGAGAGGUUUGGUGCAUACCCUCAUGAAGGAAGAGAGGAUAGAGUAG